Messenger RNA from Cynocephalus volans (Philippine flying lemur), 540 nucleotides. Its product is annotated as CMRF35-like molecule 7. Lineage: Eukaryota; Metazoa; Chordata; Mammalia; Dermoptera; Cynocephalidae. The coding region runs from base 1 to 540 and encodes 179 amino acids. The record is from RefSeq and is a predicted model, not a curated record. Gene Ontology annotation, molecular function: transmembrane signaling receptor activity. Gene Ontology annotation, cellular component: plasma membrane. The transcript has 4 exons.
AUGUGGCUUCCUGCAGCUCUGCUCCUUCUCAUCCUCCCAGGCUGUUUCUCCAUCUAUGGUCCGAGAACUGUGGGUGGUCCAGAGUGGGGCUCCCUGACCGUGCAGUGUCACUAUGACCCAGGGUAUGAGACCUACAAUAAGUGGUGGUGCCGCGGGGAGGGCUGGAAAUCCUGCGAAAUCCUCGUCAAAACCACAGGAUCAGAGCAAGAGGUAAAGACGGAUGACGUGUCCAUCAAGGACAAUCAUGAAAACUGCACGUUCACUGUGACCAUGGAGAAUCUCUGGAGAUUCGAAGCUGACAUCUACUGGUGUGGGAUUGAGAGAUUUGGCACUGACCUUGGGGUCCAAGUUCAAGUGAUCAUUUACCCAGGAAAGGGCGAGACCUCAAGAUGCAGCAGCCUGCACCCUGCUCAGCGCUGGAGAACAGCUGUCCAGGCUCCUCAGGUCCCAGCCCCACUCACCUGGGAGGCUGAGCGGGAGCAGAGCCAGGAACAGCCAUGUGGUCCUGCCUCCCCGGCUCCUGUCCUCUGUGACCCAUGA